This is a messenger RNA of Neodiprion fabricii, 1103 nucleotides long. Its product is annotated as farnesol dehydrogenase-like. Bases 119 to 871 code for a protein of 250 amino acids. The record is from RefSeq and is a predicted model, not a curated record. Lineage: Eukaryota; Metazoa; Arthropoda; Insecta; Hymenoptera; Diprionidae. The transcript has 5 exons.
UGGCUGACGAGCAGUAUACCUAGCUAUAAUAUAUAAAACGAGCGCAGUAACUCAGGCCAGUCGUAGAAUUGUCGUAUGUUUAGUUGUACGAGUAAAAGGUGUUAUUUUUAAAUUUGCGAUGGAUCGGUGGGCAGGAAAAAUCGCUCUUGUUACCGGAGCUAGUGCUGGAGUCGGCGCUGCCACGGUUGAGACUCUCGUUCGAGAGGGUCUCACUGUUGUCGGCAUAGCCAGGCGAGUGGAGAAGAUCGAAAAACUUGGUGAAAAGCUAAAGGACGCGAAAGGCAAGCUCUGGGCGAAAAAAUGCGACGUCACCAAGGAAGAAGAAAUCCUGGAAGUCGUCGAAUGGAUCAAGAAAACACUCGGAGGCAUCGACAUCCUCGUUAAUAACGCUGGGAUGGCUCAUUUUGCAUCAAUUUCCGACGGAGAUACGGAGGGAUUUCGGCGGAUUUUGAACGUCAAUGUCCUGGCAGUCGCUAUCUUCACCAGGGAAGCUGUACGCUCCAUGAAGGCGCGUCAAGUUGACGGUCACAUAAUCAACAUCAAUAGUGUUUUGGGUCAUGGGGUUCCCGAAGUAAGCGACAAGUACAGUCUAUACCCAAGUAGCAAAUACGCGGUAACAGCAAUGACGGAGGUCACGAGGAAAGAGUUGAUCAAAGCCAACGCCAAAAUCAAAAUAACGAGCAUCAGUCCUGGUCUUAUCAGGACAGAAUUUUUGGCUGUUGCCACCACCGAGGCAGUGGCUGAGGCGGUUUACAGUCAACGACCUAUAUUGGAUCCAGAAGAUGUAGCUAACGCCAUCGUCUAUGCAUUAGGCACUCCACCGCAUCUCCAAGUAUGUGAGCUGAUAUUACGCCCAGUUGGCGCAUCAUGAACGAAUUUCCGGUGGUUAUGAAACUGGAGCUGUGACGGCAGGAUACUCGUACGGCACGAUCGAAUGCAUUCGUUCCAACUUAUAAUUUUAACUCGAAUUGACGGUCAUCAUGCGAGCUUAUUAUGCGAAUACGCGGGUAAAUCUAUAAAUUUGCAAGUCAUUGAAUACACCCAUAUAAUUAUAUGUAUUGUAUGGAUUUUGUAUUAAUAAAAAUUUUCGAGAAAGGAAAAAA